Messenger RNA from Hippoglossus stenolepis (Pacific halibut), 751 nucleotides. It is a transcript of the gene lyz, whose product is annotated as lysozyme. The record is from RefSeq and is a predicted model, not a curated record. Gene Ontology annotation, molecular function: lysozyme activity. The transcript is spliced from 4 exons. Bases 118 to 552 code for a protein of 144 amino acids. Lineage: Eukaryota; Metazoa; Chordata; Actinopteri; Pleuronectiformes; Pleuronectidae.
ACUUUGUGCUUCACGUCACAUGUUCCACUGAUAACGAACCUGAAACCAAACACAGCUCGUCCAGUAUAAAAGCCACUGAGCGGCUGCAGCUGUGGAGACAAUCAGCUGAGAAUCAUCAUGAGGACUCUGGUGUUUCUGCUUCUCGUGGCUGUGGCCAACGCUCGAGUCUACGAACGCUGUGAAUGGGCCCGAGUGCUGAAGAGCCAAGGGAUGGACGGUUACCGAGGCCAAAGCCUGGCUAACUGGGUUUGUCUGAGUCACCGGGAGUCGAACUACAACACAAGAGCCACCAACACCAAGAACGAUAAUGGAUCCACAGACUACGGCAUCUUCCAGAUCAACAGUCGCUGGUGGUGUAACAACAACCAGACGCCCACUUCUAAUGGCUGUAACAUCAAUUGCAGCGAGCUUCUGACUGAUGAUAUCAGCGUGGCGAUCACAUGUGCCAAACGAGUGGUCCGCGAUCCAAGGGGGAUCGGAGCCUGGGUGGCGUGGGGUCAUCACUGUCAGGGCCGUGACCUGUCGUCCUAUCUGGCAGGAUGUCGUCUGUAAAACCAACAUCUGAAACCUGUCCACUGAUUCUGAGGCUCCGGACAGUUUCUUCUUCAAUCAAGUGAAUUAUAAUCUUUACUGAAGUCUUUAUUUCAUUUGAACUGAUCAGAGAAGAGAAACUGAUUUCAACCUGUUUCUGCUCAUAAACAUCUUAAUAAACAGUUGAUUCCUUUGUCAACAGUCUCUGGACUGAACCAGG